AUGGCACAAUCUCAGCGACAAUACGAAGUCAUCGUCUACGGUGCCACGGGCUACACAGGAAAAUACACUGCUGAACACAUUGCUCGACAACUCCCAACAAACCUAAAAUGGGCGAUAGCAGGGCGAAACCAGAGCAAACUCCAGUCGUUGGCAGAGGAACUUCGCAGAGAACAUCCUGAUCGACAGCAACCUGGCAUCGAGACCGCGCAGCUCAAUAAGAGCGACUUGUCCGCCCUGGCACAGAAGACCCAAGUCCUGAUUUCCACUGUUGGUCCGUUCCACAAGUAUGGCGAAGCAGCCUUUGCAGCAUGCGCAGAGACAGGCACGCACUACCUCGACUGCACUGGCGAAGUGCCAUGGGUGUAUGACAUGACCGAGAAGUAUCACGAUCUGGCGAAGAAGAACGGUGCCAUCAUGAUUCCGCAAAACGGUGUAGAGAGUGCUCCCACAGAUCUGAUCGCUUGGGCUCUAGUCACCCACAUUCGUCAAACACUCAAUGUUGGCACCCGCGAGCUUGUAGACACCAUCUACGACUUGAACGGAACACCGAGCGGCGGCACACUGGACACAGUCCUUACACUUUUCGAUUCCUAUGGGCUUGGGCAGAUUGCGAAGACCAUGUCUCCGUAUUCAUUAUCGGUCGCUCCGGCGCCAAGUCAUCCUGGACGUCCAUUGCUCGAGAAGCUCACUGGUCUUCGGACUGUGCCAGACUUGGGUCUCCUCACGGACAGCAUCCAAGGUCCUAGCGACACUCCAAUCGUGAACCGAACCUGGAGCUUGAUCGACAAUGGCAAUUACUAUGGCCGCAAAUUCAAAUUCAGCGCUUACAUGAAAGCCCGCAACAGCGUCCAAGGAUUUCUCGUACAUCUUGCUCUCACAUUCGGCAUGGUAGCAUUAAUCCUGCCUCCCGUACGUUGGCUACUGAAGAAGUUCGUCUAUCAACCUGGAGAAGGCCCAACAAAAGAGCAAGCUAGCAAGGAGCAUUGCGAAUGGCGUGCAAUUGCCAACGCAGACGUGUCAGACGAGAAUGAUCCCAAGCGAGCAUACGGUCGCAUGCGUUGGAACGGCAGCAUGUACGACUUGACAGGCGUUUUCCUCGCCGAAGCUGCCGUCACCAUUGCCCGCGACAAGACCUUCGCACACGAGCUAGGUGGUGGCGUCUUAACCCCCGCAACACUGGGUUCGGCAUAUCUCGAGCGUCUGUCCAAGGCAGGUCUCGUGACUGAGAUCAAGACAUUGCCAUAG
Molecule: messenger RNA, 1245 nt
Organism: Cercospora beticola
Lineage: Eukaryota; Fungi; Ascomycota; Dothideomycetes; Mycosphaerellales; Mycosphaerellaceae
Product: saccharopine dehydrogenase family protein
Biological process (GO): glycolipid biosynthetic process
Cellular component (GO): mitochondrion; plasma membrane; lipid droplet
Source: RefSeq, a predicted model, not a curated record